Molecule: messenger RNA, 417 nt
Organism: Angiostrongylus costaricensis
Lineage: Eukaryota; Metazoa; Nematoda; Chromadorea; Rhabditida; Metastrongylidae
Source: the annotation of a GenBank genome assembly
CUGGCUGCAAUUCUUGACCUUGGCCUAUUCUUAGCUCGGAUUCCAUUUAAAAUUUUUGGCUCGUUCUCAGCAUUGCAGAAUCUUGUCUUUGAACUAAACCAUCCGUUACACCUCUAUUCAGGAACACAACCAUGCAGCUUGAUGCAACAGUGUUUCAACGGUCAGAUUUGUGUUAACGGUUUCUGUAGUCGAAGUAAUGUUGCGUACAGCGGUAGUCAGAUCGUCCCAGUUCAAACAAAUUGUUUGACUGGAGCUAUUUGUCCUGUUGGACAGUAUUGCAUUAAUGGUGUAUGUAUGCAAAAUGCUAUGUCAACUACCUUUGGUAAGAAAUUUGUUUUGCAAAUAUUUUCGUUAUUGGAUUCGAACCCCUUAUUAUUCCUCCACAUGGUAGACGUGAAACAUUCCUUGUAUUAUUAA